Alternaria triticimaculans is the source of this 687-nucleotide messenger RNA. RefSeq lists its product as uncharacterized. NCBI's taxonomy places the organism in Eukaryota, Fungi, Ascomycota, Dothideomycetes, Pleosporales, Pleosporaceae. The record is from RefSeq and is a predicted model, not a curated record. Bases 1 to 687 code for a protein of 228 amino acids. The transcript has 2 exons.
AUGCACCAGCAGAACGGCGACCGCUCAUGCGCUAACGAAGCCAUCGGCGGGGCUCACUACGGCCCCGUUCUGGUCUACAUGUCCAAGGUUGCAGACGCAUCCACAGCGGACGGUUCGACCCCCUUCUUCAAGGUCUUCCAGGAUACAUGGGCGAAGAACAGCGGUGGCGGUGGCGGUUCGGAUGAUUACUGGGGUACUAAGGAUCUGAACAAGAACUGUGGAAAGAUGGAUGUGAAGAUUCCCACCAACCUGGCCCCUGGAGAUUAUCUACUGAGAGCGGAGGCUAUUGCGCUACACGCUGCAGGCAGUGCAAACGGCGCCCAAUUCUACAUCACCUGCUACCAGAUCACUGUCACUGGUAGUGGAUCUUCUUCACCCGCUGGCGUAUCGUUCCCUGGAGCAUACAAGGCUACCGACCCCGGUAUCCAAAUCAACAUCUACCAGAACCUCGCUUCGUACGUCGCUCCCGGUCCGGCAGUCAUCGCGGGUGGUACAGAAGCCGUUGCUGGUAGUGCUGGAUCUGCUGUCACUGCUACUGGUGGAGCGCCAGUUGCUACAGCUACUGCAACCACGAUGAGGACGUCAGCAGUAGCCACCUCUGCCGCCGCUGUGCCAACGAAUGGAGGUGGUUCUGGCGCUUGCUCUGUUGCAAGGUGCUUCAGGACUUACCUGCAAAGCCGGAGGUGA